CUACGGAAGCCGAACGAGGUCUAGAUUAACCAAUUGGAAAAACGCUUCCGUUCUGUGUAGUAGUUGUUUUGAGAUUACCACGUGGUUAUGUUAGAACGUCGAUCAAGUGGAAUUCUGCGGGUUUUAAUGUUUAAGAAUAGUAGAAAUGGCAGAAGAAGCUGAUGGUGUAGGAUUGACAGAUCAGCUAGACUCUGUGCUAAGUAAUCUGUAUGAUUUUGGCGAGGAUUUUGUUUUUGCCAAAAAGAAAGCAAAGAAGUCAACAGAAAAUCAGGGACUCUCAAAAACAAAGGAACCUGGGAAACAAAAUGGUUUAAAGAACAAACCUCUUGAGCCAACAGCGUGCUUAAAGCGCAAGAAAAAAAAUGCAUCUCACUUUUUUGAAUCCAUCAAGGAUGAACUGUGUAACCAGACCAAAACCACAGAGAUGUCUUCCGAAGGUUCUUGUGGUGAUGCUGGUUCAAAGCAAACACAACACAGUGUUGAAGUGGUUACAUUUGUUAGCCGUAGGGACAAAAAGAAAACCUUUGUAGAAGCUGAUCAAGAAAAGAUGCCAGAGGACGAGCUGGAUGCAAAAGUCAAAGAAGAAAGUAAUAACACAUUUAAUUUUGAGAAGGCUCGUCUAGAAGUCCACAAGUUUGGAAUCACUGGUUACAAGAAAGAAAAACAAAGAACGUUUGAACGAGAGAGAGCAAUAAUGCUGGGAGCCAAAGCCCCUAAAAAGGAAUACUUAAAUUACAAAGUCUUUCAAGAAAAAAUCAAAGAGAAAAGAGAAAAGCAAAAGAAGAAGAAAGCAGAUCGGUUUAAAGAUCCUACAAAGAAAAAGCGAAAGCAAGGCCAGACAGAAAAGAGAACAAAGAAAACCAAGUCAUCUGGACGCAUUGUCCCAACAGGGCAUGUUGGGAAAUUUAAGGAUGGUGCAUUAAUUCUAAGCACUGUGGACAUUAAGAAAAUUCAACAAUCCAAAGUCAUUAAAUGACCUGGGAUGCUGACAAGACACCAUCUUUAAUGGCUCACUUCCAAUGCAAUGUUUUAUACAUCACUUCUUUGGUGGCCUAAACUUGUUUGAAUUUUGGUGGCCUUUUAGGUUCUACAUUUGGAUUCCAAAGGUACAGGGGGACUGGACAGUUAAUUCCUGCAAUGAAACAAUAUCUGCAUUGGAAAAUAACAUUCUAUGUUUUUAUAUUUGAAAUUAGCAGGAAUGUAUUUCUCAUAAACUUUUGGCCAAGAGUAUUUUUUAUGUCUGUAUUUCUUUAUCAUGAAUAGUGAAUAUACAUCAAGAAACAUAUUAUCCUGUAAAAUGUAGAACAUAAAAAAUAAAGCUCUUUUUUGUAACUAACUAUAAA
This is a messenger RNA of Bombina bombina (fire-bellied toad), 1343 nucleotides long. It is a transcript of the gene FSAF1, whose product is annotated as chromosome 4 C1orf131 homolog. The record is from RefSeq and is a predicted model, not a curated record. Lineage: Eukaryota; Metazoa; Chordata; Amphibia; Anura; Bombinatoridae.